AUGUCUCUUCAUGCUAACCUUUUGUUAAUCAAUCAUCAUCUUGUUAACAAUAAUGCCUAUUCUAUUCAUUUUUCGAUAGAUUGUCCUUUUGUUAAAUUUAAUGAUUCAAGGUCUGAUUUGUCAGUUUCUAAUCUAAGAUCAACUGGUGCAAAUUAUAUUACCAUUGUUGUAACAAACUUUCAAGAUUCUAUAGAUACAACAACUAUCUAUCCAACCAAUUUAACAGCAACUGAUGAUGAAUUAACACAUGUUAUUAAUUAUGCUCAUGGUUUGGGUCUGAUGGUAAUGCUAAAACCACAUAUAGAUCUGACUAAAGAUCCAUCACAUUGGAGAGGGGAUAUUGGUCUAAACUACAACGAUCAAGAGUGGGAUGAAUGGUUUACCAACUAUAAUGCCAUCCUAGUUCACUAUGCUCAAAUGUCUCAAAAACUUGGUGUUGAACAAUUCUCUCUUGGUUGUGAACUCAUUGCUACUUCACCAAGAGAUUCACAAUGGAGACAAGUAGCAGCGUCAGUUAGAGAUGUUUAUGAUGGUAAGAUUACAUAUGCUGCUAAUCAUGGUGGUGAAGAGACCAAUAAAACUUGGUGGGAUGUUGUAGACUAUAUUGGGGUGGAUGCUUACUAUCAACCUACUACUCUCAAUGCAACGUUGGCAAGUCUUACUGAUAUGUGGUAUGAAAUCAUGUAUGUCGGUCUAAACAAUGGCAUCGAACAAAUGACAACCAGUCUUUAUAAUCUCACCGUCUUUUGGAACAAACCAAUGAUCUUUACAGAGAUUGGUUAUUGCUCGGGAGAGUGUACUCUUGGACCUGGUAUAGACCUUGGUUUCCAAACUGAACAUUUUGAAGCUGUAUUCUUGGCUUUUCCAGAUUUAAAUUGGUUCCAUGGAGUUCAUUGGUGGAAUUGGGCAUCCGACUCUGCAUUUGGAGGUGAUAAUAAUUGGUGUAUGACACCUCAAUUCAAACCAACAGAAGAUUUAAUUAGAGCAGAGUAUGGUGGUACUGAACAAUCUGUUAGACCAGACUACCCACCUCUUUGUCCAUGUAUUCUUUAA
Molecule: messenger RNA, 1053 nt
Organism: Cavenderia fasciculata
Lineage: Eukaryota; Evosea; Eumycetozoa; Acytosteliales; Cavenderiaceae
Exons: 5
Coding region: 1-1053 (350 amino acids)
Source: RefSeq, a predicted model, not a curated record